Messenger RNA from Parascedosporium putredinis, 2535 nucleotides. The record is from the annotation of a GenBank genome assembly. Lineage: Eukaryota; Fungi; Ascomycota; Sordariomycetes; Microascales; Microascaceae.
AUGCCGGGCCGCGAAACCAAGGGAUACAGCUCCCGAGACUCUAUAGAGGAUAUUUGGGGUCCUCGGACGCCGUAUAAACACGAGUGGCCCACUCGCGUCGACUACGCGUGCGACGAGCAGCCGGACAAGUGGGUGCAGAGCGCUUGCGCCUCUGUAGCAACGGAUCGCGCAACCUGGGAUGAGGCCAUGGAUCUCAUUGUGGGCAAGGCAAAAGAGCUAUCGAAGCACCUGACGAACCAUAGCAUUGCUUUCUACACGAGCGGACAACUUUUUCUAGAGGAAUACUAUGCUCUUGCUCUCGUUGGGAAAGCUGGCCUCAACACGCUUCACAUGGAUGGUAACACGCGGCUCUGUACGGCGACAGCGGCCGCGUCCAUGAGGGAGUCGUUCGGCUCCGACGGCCAGCCCGGAUCGUACCGAGACGUGGACUUCACGGACUGUCUCUUCAUGGUGGGGCACAACGUCGCCGCCACGCAGACAGUUCUCUGGUCCCGCAUUCUCGACCGCCUAGACGGGCCGGACCCGCCGCAGCUCAUCGUCGUCGAUCCUAGGCUUUCGGAUACGGCGAGGAGGGCGACCGUUCACCUGGCACCCAAGAUUGGGACGAACCUGGCUCUGCUGAACGGGAUUCAGCACCUGUUGUUCAAGAAUGGGUGGAUCAACCACGACUACGUUUCGAGGCACGUCGUGGGCGUCGACGCGUUGAGGGAGACUGUCAAGCGCUACGACCCCGAGUACGUGCAGGAGAUAACCGGGGUUCCGUCUGCAGAUCUCGAAAAGGCGGCCCGGAUCCUGGGCACGGCCAAGAGCCUCCUGUCGAGCGCGCUCCAGGGGGUGUACCAGUCCAACCAGGCCACGGCCAGCGCGUGCCAGAUCAACAACAUCAACCUCCUCCGCGGGCUGAUUGGCAAGCCGGGGAGCGGUAUCCUGCAGAUGAAUGGGCAGCCCACGGCGCAGAAUAAUAGGGAAGUGGGCUGCGACGGCGAGUACCCCGGGUUCCGGAAUUUUCAAAACCCGGCGCACAUGGAGGAGCUCGCCCGCCUCUGGAACAUUGACCCGGUCAAGUUGCCGCACUGGAGCGAGCCGACGCACAUUUCCACCAUUAUGAGCUUUAUGCAAAAGGGGUCUAUCCGCAUGAUGUGGGUAUCCGGCACCAACCCGCUCGUCAGCCUGCCCAACCUCUCCAACGUGCGGGACGUAUUCACCCAGCCUGAGCUGUUUGUGUGGGGUGAGAAGACGGGCACGUUUACCAACGCGGAUCGUACGGUGCACAUCUCGCACAAGGCCGUCGACCCGCCGGGCGAGGCGAGGUCGGACUUUGCUAUUUUUGUGGACUUUGCCCGCCGCAUGGGAUUCAGGGACCGGGACGGAAACGACUUGGUGCCGUUUCAGAAGCCCGAAGAAGCGUUUGAGGCGUGGAAGAGGGUGUCUGCCGGGCGGCCGUGCGAUUACACCGGCCUAACGUAUGAGAAGCUGACGGGUGGGUCGGGGAUCCAGUGGCCCUGCAACGAGGACUACCCGAGUGGAAGGGAGCGGCUUUAUGAGAACGGCGUAUUUUAUACGGAUUUGGACUCGUGCGAGUCCUACGGGCACGACUUUGAAACUGGCGCGCCCUUUUCCAAGGCCGAGUACGAAUCUAUGAACCCGGACGGCCGGGCGAUCUUGAAAGCAUGCCACUACGUGGCGCCGCCGGAAGAGCCCGACGAAGAAUAUCCGUUGAGGCUCUCGACGGGGCGAAACGUUUACCAGUUCCACACGCGGACAAAGACGGGCAGAAGCGAGCUGCAAAGGGCGGAUCCGGAGCCCGAAGCCAGGAUUUCGGCCUCGGACGCGAAACGGUUUGAUAUUACGGACGGGGAGAUGGUGAUUCUACGGUCCCGACGGGGGCGAGCAGCGAACGAGUUGACGAUCGGAUGCUGGGAUCCCAUCUCGAAGCAACCCACGUUCAAGGCGGGUGCGAUUAGGAUCGAGAAAAUCCGCACCGCGGCCGGGGAGGAGAGCACGGGGCCACACGUCAGGGAGCAGCACUCUACGGCGGUCGCGCGCGUGAGCUCCCGCAACGACGCUGCGGCCACGACGUCGCGCCAAGACUUGACGAACCGCGCUCGGUGCCUCGAGCUAUGGCUCGGAGAGACGUACGAGGCGGUCGUGCAGCUCGGGGAGAUUUACGGCGAUCUCGUGCCGAAGCUCAUCCACGACCCCGAGGUGGAGGGCGGGCUCCGGGUGCUCCGCCGGCUCGCGGAGGACAUGAGGCGCCGGCUGGCGACGCAGGUGGACAAGUACGGGGAGAACCAGCAGCGGGGCAGGCACCGGGCGCACAUCCUCCGGGAGAGCCUGUUCCCGUCGGCGGACGAGCCGUCGACGCCGUUCGAGGUGCUGGAGACGCUGCAGGGGCUGCACGCGCUCUGGGACGGAGAGUUUGAGAGCGCGGUGGGGUUCGCGCGGCAGACGCUGGAUCGGAUGCAGAGCUGGACGCAGCAGCAGAUGAAGGUUCGGAGCCCGCAGACGCUUUUGGUGCCGGCUCCGAAGGACUGA